Messenger RNA from Oryza brachyantha (malo sina), 1307 nucleotides. Its product is annotated as probable 6-phosphogluconolactonase 4, chloroplastic. The coding region runs from base 12 to 977 and encodes 321 amino acids. The record is from RefSeq and is a predicted model, not a curated record. The transcript has 3 exons. Gene Ontology annotation, biological process: carbohydrate metabolic process; pentose-phosphate shunt. Gene Ontology annotation, molecular function: 6-phosphogluconolactonase activity. NCBI's taxonomy places the organism in Eukaryota, Viridiplantae, Streptophyta, Magnoliopsida, Poales, Poaceae.
UCUCCUUCGCCAUGUCCGUCCCCGUCGCCGCCGCCGCCUCCCCCUCCCGUCCCCUCCUCGCCCACCGCCGCUCGCCGCCGCCGCCGCCGUCUAGGGUCGCGGCGACAAGCCGCAGGCCUCUCCGCUCCGUCCCCCGCCUCCUCGUAUCUUCCCCCACUCCCCACGCCGCCGCGAUGGCCACCGACGGCGCCGCCCCCGAGGGCGAGGCCGGGUCGAAGAGGAAGCUGCUCGUCUUCGACUCCAAGGAGGACCUCGCGGUGUCCCUGGCGAAGUACACGGCGGAUCUGUCGGAGAAGUUCGCCGCCGAGAGGGGCGCCUUCACCGUCGUGCUCUCCGGCGGAUCCCUCGUCAAUUCCCUCAGGAAGCUCACGGAGCCGCCGUACCUGGAUUCGGUGGACUGGAGCAAGUGGCAUGUGUUCUGGGUGGACGAGAGGGUGGUUCCCAAGGACCACGAGGACAGCAACUACAAGCUCGCCUUGGAUGGAUUGCUCGCCAAGGUCCCAAUUCCUACUGGUCAAGUUUAUGCUAUAAAUGAUGCCCUGUCAGCUGAGGGAGCAGCAGAUGACUAUGAAACUUGCUUAAAGCAACUUGUCAAGAAUGGCGUGAUUGCAAUGUCACAAUCAACUGGGUUUCCUAGGUUUGAUGUCAUGCUCCUGGGAAUGGGUCCUGAUGGCCAUAUUGCAUCUCUCUUCCCAGGCCAUCCUCUUGUUAAUGAGAACCAGAGGUGGGUCACCUACAUCAAGGAUUCUCCAAAGCCACCACCCGAGAGAAUUACAUUUACAUUUCCUGUGAUCAACUCGUCUGCAUAUGUUGCAAUGGUGGUCACUGGAGCUGGGAAAGCUGGUGCAGUGCAGAAAGCACUUUCAGACAAGCAGACUUCCUCUGAUUUGCUGCCAGUAGAAAUGGCUGUACUUCAAGAUGGGGAAUUCACUUGGUUCACUGACAAGCCAGCAGUGUCAAUGCUACAGAACAAGUGAAGUCCAGGAUGCUCAAAUCUUGCUGCUUUUUUAUCUUAAAUAAAGAUCCAGGGACUAAUCCCAGCCUGGAUACUGUUUAAGCUUUUAACCAAAAGCUGGGUCGUAAUGACCUUCUCGAAAAGAAAAAGAUCCAGGGGUCUGCAUAGUUGUAUUCCUCCUUCAUGGAUCACUUGUAUGGAAAAUCUGAGCAUUUAUAUUGUAUGGUGUUCAGAGCAAUGUGUCUGAGACACGCCUGGUUUCAUCAGCUUAGUAAAUAACCUUUCCUGGCCCUUGCUGAAGUGUCAUAUAUUUGUUAAAUUUGUGUUGUUAAUCAACCGGUGAUCAAUAUCU